Molecule: messenger RNA, 854 nt
Organism: Nipponia nippon (crested ibis)
Lineage: Eukaryota; Metazoa; Chordata; Aves; Pelecaniformes; Threskiornithidae
Source: RefSeq, a predicted model, not a curated record
UGCAGGCACGGCUGCCGGACCGUCAUCGCAAGCCGGAACCUGCAGCGAGUGUCGGAGGCCUCUAAAAAGUUGGCGGCAGCCACAGGCCAGCAGUGCCUGCCUCUGGCCAUAGAUGUCAGGCAGCCCCAAACCCUUGUGGCAGCGGUGGAUGAGGCACUGAAAGAGUUCAAGCGGAUUGACAUCCUCGUUAACGGUGCUGCAGGAAACUUUCUCUGCCCAGCCAGCGCCCUGUCCUUCAAUGCCUUCAAGACAGUGAUAGAUAUCGACACCCUUGGCACCUUCAACACCUCCAAAGUCCUCUUUGAGAAAUAUUUCCGGGACCAUGGUGGGGUCAUCGUGAACAUCACGGCAACCCUGAGCUACCGAGGGCAGGCCCUCCAGGUGCAUGCUGGUACUGCUAAGGCUGCCAUAGAUGCCAUGACCCGUCACCUUGCUGUGGAGUGGGGACCCAACAACAUCCGAGUGAACAGCUUGGCGCCGGGCCCCAUUACAGGCACCGAGGGCUACCGGCGGCUGGGUGGGAAAUUUGCCGAGGAAGGAAGCCAGUUCGACAUGAUCCCCCUCCAGCGCGCGGGGAACAAGACGGAGAUCGCCCACAGCACGCUGUACCUGGCGAGCCCCCUCUCCUCCUACGUGACGGGCACCACCCUGGUUGUGGACGGCGGGAGCUGGCUGACCUCUGCCAACAGCUUCUCCACCUUGCUGGGUAUUGCUUCAUCCUCUGCUAAACUCUAGAUUUCUGGGCUGCAGGAGCAAACAAAAAUCAGUGAUGGACAGCCUGGGAUUGACCGACGGACAGAAACGUGACCGACCACUGCUGCUCUGGGACAUCUCGGGGUGACGUCUCCCAGAGU